AUGGCUUCCACUGAGGAUCCUGUCGCCCCUGUCGCUCCCGCCGAGCUUGAGGCCGACAUCGCGCCCCCCGCGACUCCCGUCGAGUCAACCAUGCUCUCCGGGAGCGAGGGACCCCUGACAAGCCCCGAGGCCUCCAGGGACAAGGAAAAUGUCAAGGCAUCGCCGGUCAAGAAGAGCCCAACAAGCACUACAACCACUAGACGUCCGCUCUCGGGGACGACUAGCGCUACGAAACGGCCCAGCUCGGUCUCGGGACCUCCCAAGUCUACAACUUCGACCUCGCGCACCGCCACGACCAAUGGUACCACCCUGAAUAAGCCACCCACCCGGCCGACCAGUACAACUACUGUGCGCAAGCCCCUCGGCACUUCCACUACCACAAGCCUGCACCGGUCUCGCGCAUCCGUCAGUUCCACAGACGAGAAGUCCCGGUCGGUGGCUAGUUCCGGAGACGAGAAGCGAGGCAUCUCUAGUGCAGCCAAGCGCAUGUCGCUGGCAGGGACCCCCGCCACUAGGGCCCCGGUCAAGCCCACCACUUCCACCUUGGAUCGACGCUCCAGCAUUGCGGGCUCUACCACGGCCGAGAAGAGAACUUCCACCUCUCGUCCCAGUACAGCGUCCACCGUGAAGCCUCUCGCGAGGCCGCCUACCGCUACGUCGACCUCUCGCCCGGCCACCUCCUCAUCCGCCGCAGCACGCCCAACUACCCGUCCCUCUUCCUUGGUCUCGAAACCCGCCACAUCCACUGUGACCAAGCGUCUGAGCACCGCUCCCAAGAGCGCCGGAGAGGAUGCGGAGAAAAUCCAAUCCCUGCAAAACCAGCUGUCAGAGAGUGAAGCCACGGUGUCUAAGCUGAAGGCAGAUCUAGACACGGUCAACAUCAAAUUGACCGAAUUAUCCUUGGCUCCGAAUGAGACUGCUACCCAGGAUAUUGACGAGGCCACCCGAGCGCUCCGAGAGCAACAUACGGCGGAGAUCGAGAAGUUGACAGCCACGCAUGAGGAGCAGCUACAGGCCCUGCGGGUCCAGCUCGAAGAAGCAGAGAUCAAGCACAAGGAGCUCGAGGAAAAGUCUCUGAAGGAUCUAGAGGAGGCGGCCCAGCAAGCUGCCGCCGCCGGAGACGAUGAGACCGCUGGUGCCUUGGAAGAGUUGAAGCAGACUCAUCAGGCUCAAUUGGAAGCGAUUGAGAAGGAGCUGGAAUUGCAAAAGGCUGCGGCUGCUGGAUACGUCGAGCAACUCGAUACCUUGAAGGCCGAGCUGGAGUUGCAGAAGAGCCAAUACGCGGAGGUCAUCCAAGCCUUGGAAGCCAAGGCCACCAAACUUGACGAUCUUCAGCGAGAAUUGAACGGUCGUGACCAAGUGGUGGAAACCUUGCACAUGGAGAUGGAUCGCCUGAACCAUGCCAAGCAACAAGAGGCUCGGGCGGCUGAGGAGGCUGCCAAGCAAACCAUUGCUGCCCUGGAGGACAAGGUUGCCUCGCUCGAAACCAAGCUGGCCGAAGCUGGAUCUGUCACUGACCAUAGUGGUGAGGAGACGGUUGCCCGUCUUGCUGAGAAGGAUCAAGAAAUCGCCGACCUGAAGGAAGCCCUCACGAAAGCUCAGGGUGAACUUGAACAAGCCCGUGAGUCUGUGGAUAUUGCACUAGCCGAGAAGAUCAAGGAGCUUGAAGCUGCCCACGAGAUCGCAACUGCCAAACUUCAGUCUGAGCAUCAGGAGAUUCUGGAGAAGACGCAGCACGAGGAAGCGCUCGCUUCUGCUGCUGCUGCCCAUGCACAAGAGCUUGCUGCUGCUAAGGAAGCGGUCGAGUCCGCAGGCACCACCCACGCUCAAGAACUUCAGGAGCUCCGGGACAAACUGCAGGCUUCUGAAGCCGCCUACGAAGCCUCCACUGCAGCGGCGCAGGAGGACCGCGAGGAAUUGCUCGCCGAACUCGAUGCUGCGCAUCAGGCUGAGUUGAAUGCCCUCCGGCAACGGUUGGAGGCCACGGAGCAGAAUCUCACCGAGGUCCGACAGGCUUUGGAUGAUGGUGCGAACUCGGCUCAGGACCUAGCCAUCCAGGAAAUUGAGUCUCUCAAGGAGAAGGUCGGUGCCCUCGAAUCACAGCUGUCCACCGGCCAGGGCGAGAUCAAGUCCCUCCAGGAUGCGAUUCAAACCAAGCAGGGACAGGCUGAGGCCCUUCAGCAAAGCCUGGACGCUUUCGAAGACAAGACCAAGGCUAAGGAUGCCCAGCAGCAGAGCCAAUUGAAGUCUUUGGAGGAAGCUGCUAUCGCUGCCGGCAAGGAGCUGCAAGAUAAGGCCAAAGAGGCCGCUGCUGUUGCCGAACAACACGCGCAGACCCUCGAAUCUAUCCGAGCUGAACAUGCUGUCGAACUUGAAAAGGCUCGGACGGACGUUUCUGGAAACCAGGAGCAGGCACUCAGUGAGCUCCAGGCUAAAUAUGAGGAAUCCGUGGCUCUUCUGCGUGACCUGGAAUUCAGACACGCCCAGCAGAUGGAAGCUCUCCAGGCCGAGCUCAACACGGCCCUUCAGCGCCAUGCCAACGAGAUCACCUCCCAGGCUGAGGUUCGCGCCCAGGAAAUCGCGGAGCUCCAGAAGCAGCACGAGGAAACCCACAAACAACUCCAGAGUGAGCUGCAGGCCAGCCAGGCCUCCAAGGCUGCUGAAUCGGAUGCAGAGCAUAGCAAGGCGAUUGAGCAGCUCCUGACGAUCCAGGAGGAGAAGCUUUCCAACCUCCGUGCUGACCUCGAGUCCACGAACCAGGCUAAGAUUGAAGAGCUACAGAAUGCGCACGACGCGACCCUGGCGGAAGUUCACGCUCAGCUCGUGGAGGCUCAAGCUGCUGCCCAAGAUGCCUCUCUUCUGGAGAGCCUGAAGCUGACCAUUACCGACCUUCAGAACCAACUGACGGAAGCCGAGCGGUCUGCUGCGGUGAGCGGUGAGCUCGCUGGCAAGCACAGCGCCGAUCUUUCCAAGGUCGAGGCCGAGAAACACGAGUUGGAAGAGAAGCACCAAGCUGUGUCGGCGCGGGUCGAAGAGCUCGAGCAGACCUUGGUUGCUUCCCAGAGCGCAAGGACGGAGUUGGAGGCGGUCCUGCAACAGCUCGCCGCAUCCAACUACGAACUGUCGCAACUCAAGAGCCAGCACGAGACUCUGACGGGCGAGCUCGAGCAGUUCCGCUCGCAGAACCGGAGCAUGGAAGAGCGCGUCCUUCAAGGUGAACGAGACCUGAACAGCCAGAUCGACAAGAACAUGUCGCUCCUCAACCAGCUGGGAGAGGUCGACUCGAUGAUCUCGGCCAGCCGCAAGCGCACGCGGGAACUGGAGGCGGAAGUGGCGGCGCUGAAGGCCGAGAGGGACAGUGCCAAGGGCUCGUCGGUUGGCCUGGACGGCAGCCGGUGGGCUGGAGAGACCCUUGCCAGAGAAGACGGUGGUUCCACCGCAGUCGAAGGUGAGGACCUUGGUUCAUCUAUUCAGGGAACGAUGGCCAGCAUCCAAGAGCAGCUUAAACACAUCCGUACCACUAAUGAUGAUUGGUAUGACGAGCACCGACGGUAA
Aspergillus aculeatus ATCC 16872 is the source of this 3555-nucleotide messenger RNA. Its product is annotated as M protein repeat protein. The record is from RefSeq and is a predicted model, not a curated record. Lineage: Eukaryota; Fungi; Ascomycota; Eurotiomycetes; Eurotiales; Aspergillaceae. Gene Ontology annotation, biological process: Golgi vesicle transport. Gene Ontology annotation, cellular component: Golgi apparatus. Bases 1 to 3555 code for a protein of 1184 amino acids. The transcript has 3 exons. Gene Ontology annotation, molecular function: small GTPase binding.